Molecule: messenger RNA, 255 nt
Organism: Clunio marinus
Lineage: Eukaryota; Metazoa; Arthropoda; Insecta; Diptera; Chironomidae
Source: the annotation of a GenBank genome assembly
AUGAGCGUCCCUGUAGACAAAAGACCUUUUAAAUACUUUCUGGCAUGUUUAAUGAGCUUCAGCAAAGAAUACAACGAACCGAUUCCUAAGAGAAAGGCCGAGGAAAAUGUCUCUCGAACAAAAGAUAAAGAACUACAAUUAAGUCAGUUUGAAAAAGUAACAUGGGUGGAAUUUCCAUUGUCUCUAUUAUUCACUUCACCUCAAUAUCGGAAGCUUAUCGGACAUGCCAAGGAAGUUAAAAAGAAGUGUUUGUAA